AUGACGCGCGGAAAUCAAAGAGAAAAUGAUAGACUUAGGGCUCAAAAAAAACAAGAAACAAAUAAAAAGAAAAAGAAAAGUGAUUCAAAUUUUAGGAAUACUUUAGAAAUCCAAGCAAACAUCAUGAGACAGAAACAAAAGCUCGCUGAUGAAAGAAAAGCUACACAGGCUAUAAAUAAUACAACAAAAACUACCUAA
Messenger RNA from Pneumocystis jirovecii RU7, 198 nucleotides. RefSeq lists its product as uncharacterized. The transcript has 3 exons. Lineage: Eukaryota; Fungi; Ascomycota; Pneumocystomycetes; Pneumocystales; Pneumocystaceae. The record is from RefSeq and is a predicted model, not a curated record. The coding region runs from base 1 to 198 and encodes 65 amino acids.